Molecule: messenger RNA, 3381 nt
Organism: Fusarium mangiferae
Lineage: Eukaryota; Fungi; Ascomycota; Sordariomycetes; Hypocreales; Nectriaceae
Exons: 2
Coding region: 1-3381 (1126 amino acids)
Biological process (GO): regulation of mitotic cytokinesis
Molecular function (GO): GTPase activator activity
Source: RefSeq, a predicted model, not a curated record
AUGGAAGCUACUAUGCAGACCGUUCCAAGUCUUGUUGGAACCGGCACUGCCAUCGCUGCAGCGGCCAGUGGUUUGGUUUUCGGCCAGCCCACCACUGAACCCAACUCUUUCUCUCACUCGACUCGACGUCCUUCUCAUUCCAGACGAGUCUCGAUAGACCGCGAGCCAAGCAAGCAAUCACAAUCGCCUGGCAACUUUGCUUCCCCACGGCCCGCUACGAGCAACACCGUUGCCUCUGCUCUCGGCGCCUCGCACUAUCACACACUCCCGCGCCCAACUACUGCCUCGAGACCUCCCCUCUCCCGUUACCAGCGACCGCCUAUGCCACAGACACAGUCGACUCCCCCUCCUCUGGCCAUCAGCAGGAACUCUUCUUUUGUGAGGCAAGCCGACUCUCCGGCCAUUAUCCCCGAGUCUAGAGACUCAAUCUCUUCCAAUGGAUCUUGGAUAAGGCGUCUCUCCAUUCGCCCACUGUCUCGUCACGAAAGCACAAGGUCGAGUAUAGGUCCCGACGCGCCUUCCAUCUUUUCCCACGGUUCAGCUGCACCCAUCUUGCGCAAUCCUACAACAGCAACACUCCCCCCAAACAAGCUCGUUAAGCGAUCUACCUCAACCCGCAUCGAUCCAGAUCCAUUACCGCGACGGCGUGCGAAAUCUCACUUACAGAUCCUACCCGUUCUUCGCAGACCUGCUACAAGCCAUCAGAGGUCUGCAACACUACAACAAUUUCGACCCGAUUCUGCGCUGAAUACACCAACCGAUUCGAACAAUUUUUCGUUCGACGACCCAUCACGACCCCACGAGUUCCUCGCCCCAUCCCCGCUUGAGCCCCCCUCCAGAUCGACAUCUGCAAGGAGCGGAUGGAAGUCGUACUUUCACUCUAAAAGAUUAAGUAUAAGCGGACGUACAGGGCCGGGUAGGUUUGGUGAGUUAAGUCCACAUGCUCGAGCAAUCUCCUCGAGGCGCAUCUGCAUUGAGAACGACGAGCGCAACAGAGUUCAUCUGGUGAAACCAAGAAUGGUUUCAGCGGCAUCUGCCCCUCGAGGUCUGUUGCCAGCUGCACAAAUUCUACUAGACACUUGCACUCAUCAAUCUCCUGCAGAAGAAAAAACUCCAUCAUCUGAGGGAACUCCUUCCAGGACGCCCCGCAAGUCGAUCUCAAUGCCAUUUGCAUCUGCAGGAAACUGGGCGGUAAGGACGACAGGGAGCAUCCGGCGCUCUAAGCGUGGUGCUGAAUCCGGGAUCGGGAAUAAGCGACAUGUGUCGGAACCGCUGAGUGGCGCGCAAUCUGGCGCCGAACCUCGAACCAAUCCGCCGCUGGAAUCAACACUCCGCGCACCAUCACCAUUAUCGGGCCGGCAGGGGUCAUUCCUGGGUUCAGCUGCUACUGUGCAGUUGAGAGGUCGUAAAAGGAAUUCAUCGUCACCAAUCCCCACGGUUCCAAGACUUGCGAACUUCAAUGUUGAUUUGUCCCGGUUAGGGUCUUCUGCUGGAGUUUCCACUUACCAGGCUCGGCCUAACCAACCCUCCGGAAGUUCUACCAGCUCCACUGCGAUGUCACAACUUAGGGCACCGCAGCACGACAGAACCUCCACCAUGGAGAGCUCUGAAGGUGACACCCGGGAUUGCACAUCGGGGGAUGACGAUGACACGGAUUUCAAGAGUGAUACCAUGUUUGACUCGCUGCGCACUGUUGGCUCCGGACGUGCCCGUGCUGUCGAGACCCCGUUGGAGUCCAUGUAUGACGAGUCACCACCAAGCACCGCUGGCAAUGGUACAAAGACGAAGCGUCUUUCAAUCCACGAGAUCCUCGGCCGGACAUGGGAUGAGGAUGACAAGAUCAUGGAGGAGGAUGAGAAUGCAUCCACACCUGUCCGCACAGUCAAGCGAUCUGAGGCAUCACCGCGCUUCAGGCUUGAGUCGAGAUUUAACCCAUCGUCCUACGAUGUCUUAACCACUACGACCAAGGAGUACAGCAGGCUGUCCUUGGACGACGAAUUUGACGAUGAUUGGGCUAGAGAUGAUGAGUUUCCCUGUAACCCCUUAUCACCUCCCUCCAAAGGGAGUUCACUGAAUUCCAGAGGAAUUAACCCUAAUGUUCGCCUCGCCCUCGCCAAUAUUAGUGGUAAUGGCCUCCCUGAUACGAACGGCCACGAUGCUACUAAUGACCGCCCACUUAGCACUCUCUUCGACUGGAGCGAACCCCCGACACACGAAAGAUUUGAUACUGGACGGAGUUUGCGACCAAAGACUGCUUAUGCUAAGGAGAUGGACUCUAGAGGUGGUCGCUCCGCCAUACGCAAAGGUCCAACACCAACUCAUGUUCGAAGCCAGAGCGUCCCCGUGGUUCAUGAUGCCCCCGAAGAUUCCAAGACUACCGGGUCCAAGUAUGGCACAUGGGGCAUGGGCACCAAGACAGUCAGUGAGGACUGGGAUGACGACUUCGAAUUUGGUGCUGGUCCUGUUGGCAGCAACGAGAAGAGUGACAAAAUUUUUGCAGUGCCAGAAUCGAUUCGUGCGACACAACCAAGUGUCAGGGCCCAUUCCGGCCAUAUUCGAGAAUUCUCGCUUCUUGUCAAUGAUUUGAAACGUCUGUGCCGUCAUGGGCGAGAUAUGGAUAUGCUCGAAGGAUCUCAGAAGCAUCUCUGGAAGGAGGCUGACGGUAUUAUUGCUCUCGCAUCCCCCGAUGAAGAGUCGUUGGACGAGAACGAUGAUGAAAAGUCAACUUCAUCUAUCAACUUUGAUGCAUUCGAUAUUGACGAAACGUUCGGAGACGAAGGCUUCGAUGCCCAUUCCAUGAAUCGCCUCGAUGCCGCCUUUGAUGGCCACGAGCCCGCUAUGUCCAAAACCACUGUCGUUCGAGAACGUCACUCUCCCCGGCGAAGAUCUGUCUUCUCUCCAGAAGACGAUAUCUUCGGUAAUUGGCCUUUGAAUGACAACUCCCCUUCCAACAGACCCAGUCGCCCUCGAACACCUGAGAACAAGUACAACAAGGCUCAUGACGUAUCGGGGGUCGUCCGUUCUGUCAUUGGGGCUAUGCAACAUCGUGCUCCCGAGCAAGCACCUGACAACGGCAAGGUCCACUUCGAUACAAAUAGCCUCAAGGCUCUGGUCAAGAGAGCCGGCGAUUUACGAGAUACACUGUCCGACAUUGUUCGACAGGCCGAUCAGAUUACGCACAGUCCAAUGAGAACACCCAGACAUGAGCGCCAGCAUGACUCAAGCCCUGCCUUUACACGGGUCUUUGACGACCCCGGUUCGAGUCCUCCUAGAAGAGUGGCACGAAGCCGCGGCAACAAUUCACUUAGGGAAGCCGCAUCAUCCGAAAACUCGCCAUCUUCUGGCCUACCACAACGGAUGCAGAUGAUGACUGUCAACUGA